Molecule: messenger RNA, 4295 nt
Organism: Aethalodelphis obliquidens (Pacific white-sided dolphin)
Lineage: Eukaryota; Metazoa; Chordata; Mammalia; Artiodactyla; Delphinidae
Gene: MOBP
Product: myelin associated oligodendrocyte basic protein
Cellular component (GO): cortical actin cytoskeleton
Molecular function (GO): myosin binding; actin binding
Source: RefSeq, a predicted model, not a curated record
CAUUUACAUGGAGAGAGAGAUCGAGCAAGAAGACGCUGGUCUGGCAGCAUGGAGGUCUUUAUGAGAAACACGUGUCUUUGGGAGGUAGUAACAGAAGCCAGAUUGGAGUGCACUGAGGGGGAGGAGACGUAGAAAUGGAGAAAGAGAGUGUUGAUAACUUCUCAAGAACAUUGUCUAUAAAAGUGAGGAGUUAUAGAGAGGAAAAGAGACAUGAAAGUGAGAUUCAGAGAGGAUUCUCUUUCAAAAUGGGAUAUUUAUGAGUAUGAUUAAGAGCUUCUGAAGUAGGGAGGACUUUCUGAACUCAAAUAUAAAACCCUGAGUAAGAACUAGGAAACUUAAUUACAUAAAAAUUAAUUUUUUGCAUGAUAAAAGCAGGUGAAACAUUGGGAAACAGCAUUUGCAACAUAACAGGUGUAACACAUAAUAUGGACUCUACAGACUGAGGUGCAAAAGGUUGUAUUUUCUUCUCAUAACUACACUCAACUUGCUCCUCAGCCCUCACUUCUAUCUGUAGCAGAAGACAACCCUAUCAAAAAACAAAAAAGUUACACAACAUUAUAAAUCAACUAUACUUCAGUAAAAAACAAUAGAAACCAACCAACCAACAAAAAAUCAAAAUAUCCCCUCAGAGUAACUUAGUUGUUUUUAAUGUAUUCAUCCUUAAAACCCAGAUCAUCUUCUCUGUCUUCAAAGAAUCCAUCCCCUUUUCAUGGUUUCCUUUAUCUUUGUACAUACUUCUGUUGGUCGAUGUCACCGUGUCUUGUAAUUAUAUACUGCACGUCUGUGUGUACAAAUUGACCUUGAGUUUGUUGAGUGGGGGGACAUUCUCAGUGGCCGGUAUAUGCACAUUACCUGUGUAUAUUUGUAGACUCUUGUUGGUUAAUAGUCAUUUAAGUACCCUGUGUGCUUCAGUGUUUUGGAGUGUUAGGUAGGACUAUCUCUGCAUGUGUCACGUUUCCACAAAGGAUGUUGUAGUAAUUAAGUUUUUACCCCCCUUUCAGAAUAUUUCAAGAAUCAAAACUCUCUAGUCUCUCCUCUUCCUCCUCUUACUUUUCCUUUUUAACUGAGGUAAACAGUAAAAUGCACAAAAAUUAAGUGUAGAGCUCACUGAAUUUUUACAUAUGUAUACACCUGUGUAGUCAUCUCCCAGAUCAAGAUCCAGAACAUUUUCCGCCCCCAGCAGGCUCCCUCCUGCCUCUUCUUAGUCAGACCCCACCUCUUCCAAAUACAACUAUGUUCUGAUUUCUAGCACCAUGUACUAGACUAGUUUUGCCUGUUUUUGAACCUCAUAUAAAUUGAAUCAUAUAGCGUGUAUUCCUUUGUGUUUGGCUUCUUUUGUUCGACAUUAUGUUUGUGAGAUUCAAACAUGUUGACCUGUGUCUUACAGUCUGUUCUUUCUCAUUCUGGUGUAGUGUUUCAUUGUAUGAAUAGAGAUUAUGCUUUCAAUAACAAAGCUUUCUUGGUUUUUUAGAGAAAUGGCCAUUCCUAAAUCUAGAAUAUUAUUUUGCCAUAGAUGUGUUUGGCUUUGUAAUACUUUUUCCUGUCUUAAGUGGGUGGCUAAUAAAUAAGGGAAAAAAGAGUCCAUUUUCAGAAAACAUGAUUUAAAAAUAAAAAUUAACAAACUCUUCCCUUAUAUUGCCUAGGUACAAACUCUUAGGUGUAAGAUAGGCUACAGGGAUGUAUUUGUACAACACGGGGAAUAUAGCCAAUAUUUUGUAAUAACUGUAAAUGGAGUGUAACCUUUAAAAAUUGUAUGUAAAUUUUAAAAAAAAGAACAAACUCCUAAUUGAGUUCAUUUCCAUAGAGCUGGGCAGGAAAUUGACCUUCCAGAUUCAGGAUGGAGGAUAGCCCUGAAUGUUAACUUGGACCAUGGGAGUAGCAGGGAGUGGGUUCCUUGAGUAGAAAGCUCCCUCACAUGAAUGUGCUGUUUUAUGUCUCCCCACCUCCCCCCGCAUCACUGAUUUCCAGUGAGAUGAGUCAGAAAGUGGUUAAGGAGGGCCCCAGACUCUCCAAGAACCAGAAGUUCUCGGAGCACUUCAGCAUACAUUGCUGCCCGCCGUUCACCUUCCUCAACUCCAAACGCGAGAUUGUGGACCGCAAGUAUAGCAUCUGUAAAAGUGGCUGCUUCUACCAGAAGAAAGAGGAGGACUGGAUCUGCUGUGCCUGCCAGAAGACCAGCUCCUGUCAGCAUCCCUUAAGCAACAGAGGAGAGCCAUUGCUCCAGCCUCCAGCUUCUUUUGGCCCUCUCAGCACCAGCCGCCGCGCAACGUCCCCUCAGAGGCCCAAGCGCCAGCCAGCUGCACCCCCCGCGGUGGUCAGAGCACCAGCCAAGCCACGGUCCCCUCCGAGGUCCGAACGUCAGCCACGCCCCCGCCCAGAAGUCCGACCUCCACCAGCCAAGCAGCGUUCCCCUCAGAAGGCCAAGAAGCAGCCGCGCAGCAGCCCCCAGAAAGGGCCAGGCACCAGCCGUGGGGGGUCCCCCAACAAAGCCUCUAGGUUCUGGUAACACCACCUCUUCCCUUUUGCUCCCCAGCCCUAAGGUUAGUAGCUGCUUCCUGUGUUUACUAACAAUAGGUUAUCUCAGUGGCCCUCCUUCAGCCUUACCAAACCUGUGUAAUCAGUUCCCUGCAUUAAAUCCCCUUGUUUGAAACACCUAGUGUGGCUUCUGUUUUCCACAUAGCCACUGUUGGUACAAUACUUCAGAUGGCAGCACCAGUUGCUUCCUUUGUCUAGUAGGACUGGAAGUGAUUAAUUUAUAAAUUCAGAGUAUGGACCACAGUAACAGAUUGAAUAAAUGAGGUCCUCGAUUCCUGUCCCUCAGAGAGAGAAGGAAUGGGGGCUCUAAGGGGUAUCUGUGUAUGUGCAAAAGGAGAGGUUCAGCCAGUUCAUCCACCCCUCCUCCCAACACACUUCAUCUGAUGUUAACUUCAGUGGCAAGAUCGUUCAUUCAUUCAUUCAACAAUCUUGACUGCAUAUGUAUAGAGUUCCACAUACUAUGCUGGGGGAUGGGAACGUGGCCAGAACAAGCCAGGUUGUUUGUGAUCCACCAGAACCAAACAAGAGAAUAGUUAGUCACAGUGUAGGGUUAAACGCUCUAAUACUCUCAUAAUCAGUAUGUGCAUUGGGCUAUGGAAGCCUGGAGAAUGAUUCUGCCUGUCUGGGGCUUCGAAGAAGUUAGGUUAGAUUAAGUAGAGGAUAAAAGGGGAUGAUGCCUGUAGAGAGAAUAAGUGAGCCAAACAGCAUAUGUUCAUCAGCUCCAUCUUGGGAAGGUCAGCCUGUUUUUUUUUUGUUUUUUUUAAUAGACUUUACUUUUCAGAGCAGUUUUAGGUUCAUAUCGUAGUUGAGCAGAAGGUACAGAGACUUCCCUCAUACUCUCUGUCCACACGCACGGCAGGCCAACUCUUUAGUCCUUUUAGUAUUUGAAAAUGAACCUGUUUUAUAAGUUAACAAUGGAUAUAAACUGUAUUUGGGAUUCUCAUAAAUACUCUGAUGCUCAGAACCUGCAUAACACAUAAUAGUGCAUGCAUGUCUCAUGAUGUUUACAGAUUUAGUAUGUAGAAGAAUCAACUGGGGAGCAUGUUAAAAUGCUCCCAGAGAACCUAAUUCCUUGGGUCACUUGUGAGGUUCUAGGGAUCUGCACUGUCAACAAGCAACCAACCCACCCCCAGUGUAGAUCAGGUGAGGUUAAUUUGGGAAGGAAGUAACAGACUGGUGAGUGACUGGUAAGUCACUAAAACUGUAAUAGGAAGUUGUGCGUCAAGUUACCUGGUUGUUAAUGUAUGCCUUCCUGAGGGGCCUGAGUAAUAAGGUCCUAGGACAGGUGAGCUUUGAAAUAUGGAAGUGGUUAGGAAAUGUACAGAGCAGAGGAAAUUAAUUGUAUAUGAGGCAUGACAUCUAUGGUGGUGGCUUCAAGCCCACAAUCUCCAGUGAGCUAUGUGAUGGCUGUUUGGGUGGCCGGGAGUUGAAUGAACCAGGACAUGGAAAGGAGAUGGAAGACAAUGAAAGCCAAUUUCAUCUGAGCCACAGCUUUGUCUGGAUUCAGCCUUGCUGAAUUCACUUAAACUCAAGAGAUAUUUUAGUGUUGGUGUAUUUUGACUCCCUCAGUUAACCGUCCUCGGUGGGUAUCAGGGAAGACACCUCUAUAGUCUGUCACUGCCUCCUCAGCUGUCGUCCCUUCCCUGGGACCAAGGGACCUGACAGGCUCCAUUCAUAAUGUCCCACGACAUCACAGAUGCACCAUCUGAGCCCUUCCUACGAUACUCAUUCUCCCUUCUCAGGUUCCCCAAGGUCCUAAG